CCUCAUCCCUCUCCCCUCGCCGGCCGCGAAGAGGAAACCCUAGCCUCCCCCCCCAAGAAGAGCAGAAAAAACCCUCAAGCAGAGAUCUCCAAGAAGGCCGAAGAUGGUGAAGUUCCUCAAGCCCGGGAAGGCCGUGAUCGUGCUCCAGGGCCGCUACGCCGGCCGGAAGGCUGUCAUCAUCCGCAACUUCGACGACGGCACCCGGGACCGCCCGUACGGCCACUGCCUCGUCGCCGGGAUCAAGAAGUACCCCAGCAAGGUCAUCAAGAAGGACUCGGCCAAGAAGACCGCCAAGAAGUCCCGGGUCAAGACCUUCGUCAAGCUCGUCAACUACCGGCACCUCAUGCCCACCCGCUACACCCUCGACGUCGACCUCAAGGACGUCGUCACCCCGGACGUCCUCCAGAGCAAGGACAAGAAGGUCACCGCCGCCAAGGAGACCAAGAAGAGGCUCGAGGAUAGGUUCAAGACGGGGAAGAACAGGUGGUUCUUCACCAAGCUCAGGUUCUGAUCUUCGGUCCCGUUUGAGGAAUUGGGUGUCUGUGUUAGGUUCUUUUUGACGUAUGGAUUGAGUGAAAAUGGUGGACCAUCUGGAUUUGAUUGUAGUGGUUUAUUUUGGAGCUUGAUCAUCUCUUUCAAAUUUUGAUAUCUGUUACUAUUACCGUUCUGGGUUUUGGAUCUGCUUCUGAUUUGGACAGAAUAUUUCCUGCGUUGAGUGCUUGGGAUUGGGUGAAAAGAGUGCACCUGAUGCGUGCAUUUGCUGGUGCAUUCUACAGUUAGAUCGUGUGCCAUUGAAUUGAGCUUGUCACGGUUUGUUAGGUGGACUA
This is a messenger RNA of Syzygium oleosum, 827 nucleotides long. RefSeq names its product 60S ribosomal protein L27. Gene Ontology annotation, biological process: translation. Gene Ontology annotation, cellular component: ribosome; cytosolic large ribosomal subunit. Gene Ontology annotation, molecular function: structural constituent of ribosome. Lineage: Eukaryota; Viridiplantae; Streptophyta; Magnoliopsida; Myrtales; Myrtaceae. The record is from RefSeq and is a predicted model, not a curated record. Bases 104 to 511 code for a protein of 135 amino acids. The transcript has a single exon.